Messenger RNA from Quercus lobata, 2871 nucleotides. RefSeq names its product Fibronectin type III domain-containing protein (gene VRN5). The transcript has 5 exons. Gene Ontology annotation, biological process: epigenetic regulation of gene expression; vernalization response. Gene Ontology annotation, molecular function: protein binding. Lineage: Eukaryota; Viridiplantae; Streptophyta; Magnoliopsida; Fagales; Fagaceae. The record is from RefSeq and is a predicted model, not a curated record. The coding region runs from base 285 to 2456 and encodes 723 amino acids.
CAACGCGCCUCAUCCACGCGUGAAUUUCUCACCGCUUCCCCACAGUCUCUCACACAAAACGUGAACAACUCGUACAAGCACCCCCCCCCCUCUCUCUCUCUCUCUCUCUUAGGCCAACAACUAACCAAAACGAAGAAGUUUCUUUCUCUCUUUCUCUCACGCUUUUGGAUUUUUCAUGCUCUCUUUCUCUGAGCGAAUUCUUCGGCUCUGGCGUUUCGAAACCCUAGAUUCGCUCCCAUUCUAAUCCACAGAGGGAGCACUGCUUCAGUUGUUGUCUUUAGCUAAUGAAAAUGGACAUAGAAGAUAAAUUUCUAGCUAAAGUUUCUGGUGUUCAGAGCCUUUCUUCCAGUGUGCAAAGCACCCCAGAGAAAAAUGGGCACUCAGAUGAUGCUUCAAGAAGUCCAGAACUCCUCCAAGAGUUUCUGAAAUCUGGUCCAAAGAAGGAACUUCUUCGAACAUGUUUUGAUAAGGAAAGGAAAAACUCAUCGAAAAGCAAAAUGACUGAACUUCAUAAGACUACUAACAAGACCAUCAAGAAACAGGACUCAAGAAAAACUUCUUCUAGUUCAAACAAUCAGUCUUCUAAAAAGCAACAUCGGAAGGGGGAAAAUCCCAUGCGACUCCCAUCAUCUCCACAACAGUCUUCAGAUUUUGGAAAUUUGAACUCAUGGAUCUGUAAAAAUUCUGCUUGUAGAGCUGUUCUAUCCAUAGAUGACACAUUUUGCAAGAGGUGCUCAUGCUGUAUCUGUCACCUAUUUGAUGACAAUAAGGAUCCUAGUCUUUGGUUGGUAUGCACAUCUGAACCUGGUCAGGGAGACUCCUGUGGGUUAUCUUGUCACAUUGAGUGUGCCCUUCAACAUGAAAAAGUGGGGGUUGUUGAUCUUGGGCAAUUGAUGCAGCUAGAUGGUAGUUAUUGCUGUGCUGCUUGUGGCAAAGUUUCAGGGAUACUUGGUUGUUGGAAGAAGCAGCUAAUGAUAGCAAAGGAUGCUCGCCGUGUUGAUGUACUCUGUUAUAGGAUAUACUUGAGUUACAGGCUCUUGGAAGGUACGUCCAGGUUUAAAGAACUGCAUGAGAUUGUAAAAGAUGCAAAGGCUAAACUAGAAACUGAAGUGGGUCUAGUGAAUGGCAUAUCUGCCAAGAUGGCACGUGGCAUUGUCAGCAGACUCUCUAUUGCAGGUGACGUGCAGAAACUCUGCUCUCUUGCAACUGAGAAAGCAGAUGAAUGGCUGGCCGCUGUUUCAAAUGCGAAUCCAAAUUGCAGAGAAGAUUCACUUCCUGCUGCUUGCAAAUUCUUUUUUGAAGAUGUAACAUCAUCGUCUGUUGUGAUUAUCUUGAUUGAACUGUCUAAUGCAUCAUCUGAUGAUAUUAAGGGCUACAAGCUCUGGUAUUGCAAAAGUAGAGAAGAGACACACACAAAAGAUCCCAUUUGUGUAUUUCCAAAAGCUCAGAGAAGGAUUAUGAUCUCCAAUCUGCAGCCCUGCACGGAAUAUACCUUUCGGAUAAUUUCAUAUACAGAUGCUGGGGACUUGGGUCACUCUGAGGCCAAGUGUUUCACCAACAGUGUUGAGAUACUUAACAAGAAUUCCAAUUUAGCAGUUGCCAUGAACCGUAAGAAAGAGAAUCCCCACAUUGGAGGCAGUUCUUCUAGUCCCAAAAGGGAGCUCAAUAAUACAACAGCAGAUGGUUCUUCUGGAUUUAAGGUUCGAGACCUUGGAAAGAUCCUGCGUCUUGCUUGGGCUCAAGAGCAAGGCUGCCUUGAUGGGUUUUGCAGUCCAGAGGUGGAAAAAUGCUGUGAAGUAACAAAAGUGAUCAAGCCUGAAUCUCUUGAAGAAAGGUCACCUUUUGUUUCGCGUGGGCUUGACUUGAAUGUUGUUUCAGUGCCAGAUUUGAAUGAAGAGCUCACCCCUCCAUUUGAGUCCUCCAGGGAUGAAGAUAAUGGAUGCACUUUGCAGCAGGCGGUUGAGGCAGAUGAUGACGCUGCUUCUCAUGACUUAGAGAAGAAUGGUUUCGCCAGAUCACAUGGAAGUGGCGACUCACAGACGUGGACACAUGGGCCAGCUGUGGAAGUCCCAGCUGUUGAUUCGCGGGCAGAGUUUUGCAGGAAUAGGGCUGCAAACUCUAAUGAAGAGACACAUGAUUGUGACAGCACUUUGAUAAAUGGGUCUCCAUUCCGAAACCCCAAUGGUUCAUGUUGCUUAGAUGAGAGCUUUGAGUACUGUGUGAAGAUAAUCCGACUGCUGGAAUGCAGAGGUCACAUUAAACAGGAAUUUAGAUUGAAAUUGUUAACAUGGUUUAGCUUGAGAUCAACAGAACAAGAACGUAGGGUGGUCAACACAUUCAUUCAAACACUGAUGGAUGAUCCGAGUAGCUUAGCAGGCCAGUUGGUUGACACCUUUUCAGAUGUUAUAUACAACAAGAGGCAACGAAACGGAUUCUGUAGUAAGCUGUGGCAUUAAAUAAGGGCACAGCAGUCUGAUUUACAGGAUUGUUAAUUUGCUUCAUGUUUAAUUUUUUUCCUGCGAUAAUUUAGCCCUGAUUGUUUUCGCCGUUCUUUAUACAGGCAUUUUUUCUUAGUCACCAUCAGAAGUGAUUCAUUUUUAUCACGGUUGUCCGGCUAAAAGAUUUGAGUUGCUGAUUGCGGAGACAGUUCCUGAUGAUUCUUGGAAGGGGGGGGCCUAGCACUUAAGGUUUCGUGCUGUAGAAGGCAUAUUCCAUUUCCUAUUUUAUUCUAAUUACAUUGAAGUAGCUGCAUUAUUCAAUCAUGGAGGAUACAUGUAUAAUUACUUCAUCAUUUUCCCUCUUUAAAUUAAAGAAGGGUACAUGGAAUCGAUCCUGAAUUUACAUGAUUAAGUUAUCUUCUUCGUUGUCAUA